GUUGAAAGAAAACGUUUGAAAUUUGAAAAGUGAUAUUAUCGCACUGCCGCUCCAUUGUGUGUGUCUCUCCAUUGCUUCAGGCAACAAACAGGAAUUCAGCGUCACUGCUGCCUACAAUAAGCCACCUACUACUGCACAUUAUGGUGUUUUGGCUUCUCAUAUCAUCGGAAUAGAGUAUUGAUAUGGCUACUGCAACUCUUGACUCAUGUAUGUUGUACCCACUUCACAAUCAACGGUGUCUCUAUGCUCAACAUUUGUACAUAUCCCACGACGUCUCAGUUAGAAAAAACUUCAAGUUAAAAUGCUCCGCACGGAAAAGGUGUGAAUACGUUGACCUCCACAAUGUACUUGUACCUUACAGUGACGCGUGGGCUUUGCAGAAGGCCAUAGUUAAAGAGAAGAGAGCUAUGAUUGAGAGGAACGAAGAGUGCCAUGAUACUCUAAUUAUCUUGCAACACCAUCCUGUUUAUACUCUAGGCACUGGUAGCUCUGAGGAGUUCUUGAAUUUUAAUGUGAAAGACCCACCUCAUGAUGUUAUUAGAACUGAACGUGGUGGUGAAGUUACCUACCAUGGACCUGGACAGCUAGUUAUGUACCCUAUCAUCAAUCUACGAAAUCACAAAAUGGAUCUUCAUUGGUACCUCCGGGCUCUCGAGGAGGUGGUGAUUCGUUCUCUUUUCUCAACCUUUUCUAUCGAGGCUUCUCGGCUUGAGGGCUUUACUGGAGCAUGGGUCGGAAAGCAGAAGCUGGCAGCAAUUGGGAUACGCGUGACCCACUGGAUAGCAUACCAUGGAGUAGCUCUCAAUGUUUCUAUAGACCUGACACCCUUCAAGCAGAUAGUACCUUGUGGAAUACGAGACCGUAAAGUUGGAAGCAUUAAGCAAAUACUUGGGGAAUGCCAGACAUCCCUCCACGGUUCAAGCAUAGAUCAGUUUAGUGCUGAUGAUUCUCUACUAAUAGACAUUGCUCAAAAAUCACUGAUUCGGGAGUUUUCUGAAGUUUUUCAACUUAAUCUGGAGCAAGUAUCCCCAGCAACAUCACAUCUUCAGAAAUACAUUAAAGCUUUGUAAUUCUAUGGUUUCCAAUGGGUGGAAAUUGGUAUGACAGAAAGAUUGUCCUAGUAUGACCUCAGAGGUCAGAGUUUCAGUUUCAGAAAUACAUUAAAGCUUUGUAAUUUGUGCAGUAGAGGUCUGAGUAGAUUCAGUACAUGUGAUCUUGGCAUUCAGAUUUAAGCAGUCAAAACCCUGCUGUAGAUUGGUGUAGGAUAGAUGAUCGCGUGUAAAAAACACGAGUCUUUUUGUGUGUUGUAAAUAAUAACUGUUGGAAAUUUUGAUAUUUACACAUUUGUUUGUGUUAAUAUUUUCUAUCGGCAAGUGCAUUGUAAUACCAUUUCAAAAAUAAUUAAGUGUUAGGUCAUGUCGAUCUCUCUUUUAAUCAUUUUUGUAAUCUUCCUUUCAGGGCAAUAUUCUUGUAUAUAUAUAAAAAAAUCCAUAUUGUAAAUGGAAAUUUGAUUUAA
This is a messenger RNA of Beta vulgaris subsp. vulgaris (sugar beet), 1516 nucleotides long. Its product is annotated as octanoyltransferase LIP2p, chloroplastic. The transcript has 5 exons. Gene Ontology annotation, biological process: protein lipoylation. Gene Ontology annotation, molecular function: lipoyl(octanoyl) transferase activity. Bases 183 to 1070 code for a protein of 295 amino acids. The record is from RefSeq and is a predicted model, not a curated record. NCBI's taxonomy places the organism in Eukaryota, Viridiplantae, Streptophyta, Magnoliopsida, Caryophyllales, Amaranthaceae. Gene Ontology annotation, cellular component: mitochondrion.